Eremothecium sinecaudum is the source of this 1362-nucleotide messenger RNA. It is a transcript of the gene HIM1, whose product is annotated as Him1p. Bases 1 to 1362 code for a protein of 453 amino acids. NCBI's taxonomy places the organism in Eukaryota, Fungi, Ascomycota, Saccharomycetes, Saccharomycetales, Saccharomycetaceae. The transcript has a single exon. The record is from RefSeq and is a predicted model, not a curated record.
AUGCGAGACGACGAUAUUGGAGAGCCUGCCGCCAUUGCAAGUCCUCGGGGCACAGAACCUGCUGCACCUCCACUACCAAAACUUCCCAGGAAGAAGUCACUACACUACCAAGACAUCAAAACAAAAUUCAAGUCUACACGUAACAAACUUUUUAAGCAUGACCUCUCUUUGCAAUUGAAUCUAUUAACUGCCGGCAUUUCUCACGUACCAGAACAUAUUACGCCUAUACUUAACAAGCAUGGUGAAAAUUAUGUUAUACUUGGAUCUACUGGAUUGACCGGAUCAAUGGUACUACAAGGUUUCAUGUCACCAUGGGUAGGGGCCUCACUAACGGAGGACACCGUAACCAGGACCUAUUGGUGUUUCAAUAGAAAUAAAAAAUCUUUGGAGAUUAAUUUAGAUAAAUUACCACAAACUUGGACUGCCAUCAUUGAAUAUUCCGGCGAGCAGCACAUUCUACGCAAAAAUGAUGUCGUUAUAAGACAGCAUAUUGUCGAGCAAGGAAAGCUAGGCCACGUAGAAUGUCAUUGGGACCAGUAUGACUGGGGUUUAGUAUUGCCAACUGGAGAAGUUAAAAAUAUUGUGAUCAAUGUCGUGCAACUCAUCGAGAGUGACUCCAACAAAUGGUGCGAGACCUUCACAAACCUAUUUACAGGUGCCCGCAAGCUGUUGGAUGACAGAACUCCAAUUUAUCUUCCUUCCGUGGAUCAGAUUUCCACUUUGGUAUCAACCCUUGGUUCCAGCUCCUGGGAAUCCCGUAAAGAGAAAACAACUCGUUCGUUUGUCGACUAUACUUUAAACCUUCAACUCGCCAAAGCCUUCGCGCCAGACGCUACAAAAAGCACUCUAAAACAUAUGGUCAUCGUUACGAGCUUCAACAACCUAGCUUUAGGUGUUAUAAGCCCAUAUUUCCGCACCAAGCAAAAAUUGGAAAACGACCUCACUCACGAGGUCCCCGGUUUAACUCAUUUGACUAUAUUAAGACCAGGUCCAUUGGUCGGUCAACACGGAAAACAACUUUCGCUGCUUCCCACCGCCCCAGAAGGCUGCAGUAUCAUAUAUAGAUGUUACUUCUGGAAGAAAAAUGCAGUGAAAGCUAGAAUUAACUGGCUCAGCCAAGUUAGAGACGUUGGACCCUCCAAGAAGGUCAGUGAGAUAGUAGCCAGAGCUACUUACCACCUACCGGGAAAUUGGUUGGUUGGUUACUCCAUCCCAGCUGCAAAGGUUGCGAGAGUCGCUACCCAAGAGGCAUUAGCCAAGCGUACUUUGAUUGAACAAGAUCCUACCGCCCUAGUCGUUGAAGUUACUACUUGGUCAAGUCAGGAAAUGGACAAAGCAUUUGCCGCAAUCUCCCCGUACUAA